UCUUGACCUGAUCUUUGCUGAUUGUUGGCGUCAUAACUUACCAAGUUUCUUUGGUCAUUCUAAAUAAUAAGAAAAUCAUGUUGCAGCUAUUGCGAUUGGCCAUUACGUCAUCAGACAAGACUGCAUUAAGCCAGUUUGUCUAUAGAAUCAAGUAAUACGCCAGAAUCGUGAAAAUAAGGUUUGGGUCCAAGUCUGGGUCCUCGGAUUUUCUUCAUCUUUCGAUCCACCGCGUACUACCAUUGUAAUUUUUAUUUUACACACGCAACAAUUUACUCCAAACUGCGCUUGCGCAAAUUUUCCUGCCGAUCUUCCUGGGGUGUACAUAAAUCUUUGUGUCACUUAGCUGACCACAUUUUCAGUUAAUUCAAGAUUUUAACCUUUUGAUGUAAAUAAAAACUUUGGAUCUUAUCGUAUUCUGUUCAAACUAUGGAAUAGUUUUAAUUAUCCUUGACUUAUAGUUAUUAAAAAAAGAGAAGAGGUGUACCAUUCUUUUUUCUACUUAAACAAACCAGCUUGCAAUUAAUUGCAAUAUAUUUAUUUACAGAAAACAUGGAAGUAUCUAUCAAAGAAAUAUGUGACAAUGUUAGUCUAGCAAGGGAAAUGGCGGUGCUCGGAAAUUAUGAAAAUGCAGAAGUUUACUAUCAAGGAUCCCUUCAACUAAUCUCCAGGCAUAUAGCUAUGAUCGCAGAACCCAUUCGUAAGAAUAAAUGGCAGGAGAUGCAAAACAUAAUUAAUCUUGAGUAUGCAGAUAUUAAAAAGUACAAAGUAUUGCUAGAAACCUUGAGAAUUGAAAUAAGUGGAGAUGUACCAAUCGGUGCGAGAAAGCGUGAUGACACUUUUUUGUUAGCAAAUGAUGUGUCCAGUAUUACUGAUCCUGAUGUGUGGCCUCCUCCGACUCCAGCUGAUCAUGGAAUUUUAUCAAGGCAUAAUGGUCCUAAGACAAAAUCAACCAACUCCAGAAGAUCUGAAAUAAGAAAAGCACCCAGUGGAGCCAGGGCUACUUCUUCAAAUACUUCAAGAAAGACUGAUAUUACAAAACCCACUAGAACCAGUAAAAGGGAAGAUAGGCCUUCAACAUCAAAAUCAGAAAGGAAUGUUGAAGCUAUGAAAGAUCGACAAGACUCUGAAUCUACAGAUAAAAAUGAAAAAGCUGAGGAACAAGAGGAAAAAAAAUUUGAAUGUAAUGGUAUGGAGAGAGAAUUGGCAGAUAUUUUAGAAAGGGAUAUUGUACAGAAGAACCCAAAUAUAAGAUGGGAUGAUAUAGCAGACUUACAUGAAGCCAAAAGAUUACUGGAAGAGGCCGUUGUGCUGCCCAUGUGGAUGCCGGAAUUUUUUACAGGCAUUAGGCGACCCUGGAAAGGGGUCUUAAUGGUAGGACCACCUGGAACUGGGAAAACCAUGCUAGCUAAAGCAGUUGCCACCGAAUGUGGAACCACUUUCUUCAAUGUUUCUUCAUCCACACUCAGCUCAAAAUAUCGAGGUGAAUCUGAAAAGAUGGUUCGGCUUCUUUUUGAAAUGGCACGAUUUUACGCGCCCAGCACAAUUUUCAUCGAUGAAAUAGAUUCAUUAUGUUCAAGAAGGGGGUCUGAGUCGGAACAUGAAGCUUCUCGCAGAGUUAAAUCCGAACUUCUUAUUCAGAUGGAUGGUAUAACUGCCAACAAUGAGGAACCAGGGAAGAUUGUGAUGGUAUUGGCUGCAACAAAUUUCCCCUGGGAUAUUGAUGAAGCUCUUAAGAGGCGCCUGGAAAAACGCAUUUAUAUUCCCUUGCCAACAUUGGAAGGAAGGGAGGGAUUGUUAAAAAUUAAUCUUCGGGAAGUUAAACUUGAUCCAAACGUCGAUUUAAAAAGCAUAGCACGAAAGCUGGAUGGUUAUUCAGGAGCUGACAUAACAAAUGUGUGCAGAGAUGCAUCAAUGAUGUCGAUGAGAAGGAAAAUUCUUGGCUUAAAGCCCGAUCAAAUAAGGCAACUCCCUAAAGAAGAAUUAGAUCUUCCCGUUACAACUCAGGACUUUGAAGAAGCUAUUCUGAAGAACAACAAAAGUGUCUCAAAGGAAGAUUUGGACAAGUUUGAAAAAUGGAUGAAUGAGUUCGGCUCCUCCUGAUAGUAUUACUAACUUUUGUUAACUUUUGGUUGCUUUGUAUUGAUUGUUUGGUAAGUUUGUUAACACUUGUUGUAUUUAUCUACGUUUUUUAAAUAAAAUUAAUUAAUAAAAAUAAACU
Molecule: messenger RNA, 2218 nt
Organism: Cylas formicarius (sweet potato weevil)
Lineage: Eukaryota; Metazoa; Arthropoda; Insecta; Coleoptera; Brentidae
Product: katanin p60 ATPase-containing subunit A-like 1
Exons: 6
Coding region: 550-2100 (516 amino acids)
Biological process (GO): microtubule severing
Cellular component (GO): microtubule cytoskeleton
Molecular function (GO): microtubule binding; ATP binding; ATP hydrolysis activity
Source: RefSeq, a predicted model, not a curated record